This is a messenger RNA of Nerophis ophidion (straightnose pipefish), 4057 nucleotides long. RefSeq lists its product as uncharacterized. The coding region runs from base 100 to 1086 and encodes 328 amino acids. The record is from RefSeq and is a predicted model, not a curated record. NCBI's taxonomy places the organism in Eukaryota, Metazoa, Chordata, Actinopteri, Syngnathiformes, Syngnathidae. The transcript has 4 exons.
GUCGCGCUCUUUCACGAAUAUAGAAUUGCCGGAAAAACCACAGAAGAAAGCGCAAGCGAGAAGAGGAGAGGAUCAAACUAGACCCAGGACAUCAUCAAAAUGUUGAAAGUGUUGAUAAAGGAGAGACUCAUGGCGGCAGCCGAUGAAAUAUUCGCGCUGUUCGAAAGAACGAUGGCGUCGUACGAGGAGGAACAUUCUCGAACAAGAAAGGCGAAGGAGCAACAGCGACAACAACUAGAGGCCGUUUUUACGACUCAAAGUGCGCUACAAAUCAAAGACGUCCAGCAGAAGAUUGUUCGUCAAGAACAACAUCCACCCUUACCUCGGAAGGGGAGCUCCACUUUGGAGCAGGUGUGUCCACAACCCCCCCACAUUAACGAGGAGGACCUCUGCGUCAUCGGGGAGGAAGAGCGCCUUCUCGGGCCGAAGGAGGCUGAUCUCAGCAAGUUGCCUCUGACUGUUGUCUCUGUGAAGAUAGAAAAGUAUGAAGACGAAUCACAAGCGGACAAGCUCUUAGUGCCGCUAUCGAAUCAUAACCAAAUGUCGUACUCCACUGAUGAGGAAGACGUCAACAACACCCAGGAACCGUUGAGCAGUGAUACGGACUGUAAAGAUGUCCAUCAGAUGAUUGGCCUUCACGAACGCCCCCCUCAAUCACGGGGGGGCAGCUUCACGUUGGAGCAGGAGGAUCAAGAGCCCGCCCACUUUAAAGAGGAAGAGGAUGCCCUUUGGAUCAGUCAUGAUGGAAACCACUGUGGAGGAUCAUAUGACGGGGCCAAGCUACCACAAAGUGCUGCCGAGAAGCAGAGGCGCUAUCGUGCUCGGCGGGAUGCCGACCCGGAGAGGAGAGAGAGAUAUUUAAAGAGAGAAAAAGAAAAAUACAAGACGGACGUAGAAUUAGGCAGGAGGAAACGGAUCAGUGAAGUGGGUAAUAAAGAAAAGCACAAAAGACGGCAAAAGUGGAGAGAGACGUACCACAGGAUCAAGGGCAGGAAAGAAGCGGUGCGUCACCUCAUCACGGCGCCCGGCUAUCACCAGUGCAAGCUGCGGAACCACAACCAAGCACUUCCAGGUCUGCUUCUUUAAAUACAUCCAGUGUAAAAAAAAAUGAGGCAUAAGAGCAGGGGUGUCCAAACUUUUGCCACUGAGGGCCACACACUAAAGAAAUCAGAGCAUGUGGAGCCAUUCUGAUAGUUUUAAUAUUCAAAACCAAUACGAUAUACGGAUUUGUUUGAACCUUCAGGGCUCCCAUCUGCUUUUGUCCCAGGUACUCGCUCAUAAAAAUGUUAAAAAUAAGUUGCUGUUUUACUUUAUUUUCAAAGUUGAAAUCGCUAAAAAGUAAAAUGGGUUAUACUUGUGUAGCGCUUUUCUACCUUCAAGGUACUCAAAGCGCUUUUACACUAUUUCCACAUUCACCCAUUCACACACUGAUGGUGGGAGCUGCCAUGCAGGGCCCUAACCACGACCCAUCAGUAGCAGGAGUGAAGUGUCUUGCUCAAGGACACAACGGACGUGACGAGGUUGGUAGAAGGUGGGGAUUGAACCAGGAACCCUCAGGUUGCUGGCACGGCCACUCUCCCAACCACGCCGCGCCGCACUCUACAUCAAAUCCGUAUCUAUCUGUCGGUUAUAAAUUUGUUCGGUCUUUCUUUGUUUGUUUUAUGCCAUCCAUCCCUCCAUUUUCUACCGCUCGUCCCUUUUUUGGGGUCGCAGCAGGUGAUGGAGCCUAUCUCAGCUGCAUUCGUGCGGACGGCGGGAUACACCCUGGACAAGUCGCCACCUCGUCCCAGUGUUUUACACCUUUUUUUUUUGGUCAAAACUCAUUGUUUUAAGGCAAAAACACAAAAUAUGCAAUAUUUUUCCACAAAAAUUGUUACAAUAUAUAAUGUGACGUAAUUAGAGCGUUAAUUAGGUCAGUAAUUGAUAACAUUUAUCUUAUUUCAUUUUUUUUUAAAACAAUGACCGUUUACUCAGUGCCCUGGUGCUCCUACUCAGUGGCCUAGUGGUUAGAGUGUCCGCCCUGAGAUCGGUAGGUCGUGAGUUCAAAUCCCGGCCGAGUAAUACCAAAGACUAUAAAAAUGGGACCCGUUACCUCCCUGCUUGGCAUUCACCAUUAAGGGUUGGAAUUGGGGGUUGAAUCACUAUAAAGGAUUCCCGGGCGCGGCACCGCUGCUGCCCACUACUCCCCUCACCUCCCAGGGGGUGAUCAAGGGUAAUGGGUCAAAUGCAGAGAAUAAUUUUGCCACAUCUUGUAUGUGUGUGACAAUCAUUGGUACUUUAACUUUGACUUUUUUAACUUUAAAAAGAAGCCCCACAAAAUGAUUGAAAUCAAAAAGGGCCCCAUUCAUCCAUCUAUCCAUGUUCUACCACUUGUCCUGUUCGGAGUCGCAGGAGGUGGCUGGAGCCUAUCUUAGCUGCAUUGGGGCGCAAGGUGGCGUACACCCUGCACAAGUCGCCAUCUCAUCACAGUGUUUUAUGCCUUUUUUGGUCAAAACUCUUUAUUUUAAGGCAAAAACACAAAAUAUGCAAAUAUUUUUCCACAAAAAUUGUUAGAAUAUAUAAUGUGAAGUAAUUGGAGCGUUAAUUAGGUCAGUAAUUUCUAUCAUUUUUUUUAUUUCAAUGUUUUUUUUAAGCAAUGACCGUUUAAAAGGAAGCCCCCAAAAAAUUAUUGGAAUCCAAAGGGCCCCAUUCAUCCAUCCAUUUUCUACCGCUCGGCCUGUUCAGGGUCGCAGGAGGUGCUGGAGCCUAUCUCAGCUGCAUUGGGGUGGAAGGUGGGGUACACCCUGGACAAGUCACCAUCUCAUCACAGUGUUUUAUGCCUUUUUUUGGUCAAAACUCUUUAUUUUAAGGCAAAAACACAAAAUAUGCAAAUAUUUUUUCCACAAAAAUUGUUAGAAUACAUAAUUUGAUUGGAGCGUUAAUUAGGUCAGUAAUUUAUAUAAUUUAUUUUAUUUCAAGUUUUUUUAAACAAUGACAGUUUAAAAAAAAGCCCAACAAAAAUGAUUGGAAUCCAAAGAGCCCCUUUCAUAAGUGUUAAAAAUAAUUCGUAGAUACUUUUUUUCAACUUUUAAUGCUAUUAUUUUUUUCAUGUUUUUUAGUGCAUUUUUUGUUUAAAGAAAACUUUGUGUUAUAUGGCAAACACACAAAAUAUGCAAUAUUUGUCCCCAGAUAUAUUUCAAAGUGGAAAUAUUUGAUGUGAAAAAAUUGAAGCCCUGAAUAGAUUAAUUAUUUAUAACACAACGAUUUAGAUUUAUUAUUUUUUGUGCAAUGACAGUAAAAAAACAAAACAAAACAGCCUGCAUGGGAGUCUUGUGUUAUUCGAGUAAACAUUGCACAUUGUUCUCGUUACUUUUCACCUGUUAGCUCUUUUAUUCCACUUUGUGUUUUUCUAAUGGUAUUUUUAGAAUGUUCCUGAGCCACAUUUUGGACACCCCGCAUUAGAGCAUGUGUGAUUUUUGUGAUGUAACAAUGUGUGGCUUAUUGUUUUGUUUGUUUUUUUGUAUUUGUUUUAAGCAAUAUAAACAGCGACGGACAAAUGUAUUGGAAUUUUCCAGGAAAUGAUGGAAAUAUGAGAACAAUGGAAACGUUAACUACACCAACAAGAGGAAGCGGAACAACAGUUUCACAUAGUUUGAUGAGCAGAGUGUAAGAAACUCAAAAACCAAAAACUGUCGCUUUAGGACACAGUAGAAAGUUUGCAUGAAGUUUUGGAUUUAAGACCAAAGUUACUCUCUGUUUGUUCCGACCUUUUUCGGAUCGUUCAACCAAGUUUUGGUAUACGGAGACACGCACACGGUCUAAAAGGAGGUAUCAGAUAUGUUACUGAUGCACACUUAAGUCCAAAAUUGUCUUUCAUGGCUUAAUGCAGGUGUGUCAAACUCAUUUUAGAUGGGGGGCCACGUGGAGAAAAAUAUACUCCCAAGUGGGCCGGACUGGUAAAAUCACGGCACGAUAACUUCUAAACAGAGACAACUUCAGAUUGUUUUCUUUGUUUAAAAAUAGAACAAGCACAUUCUGAAAAUGUACAAUAAAGGAUGUUGUUGAGUUUUUUAUUACA